Homalodisca vitripennis (glassy-winged sharpshooter) is the source of this 450-nucleotide messenger RNA. RefSeq lists its product as uncharacterized. The record is from RefSeq and is a predicted model, not a curated record. The coding region runs from base 36 to 368 and encodes 110 amino acids. The transcript is spliced from 3 exons. Lineage: Eukaryota; Metazoa; Arthropoda; Insecta; Hemiptera; Cicadellidae.
CCAGGCAGUCGCCCGCACGCCCACGCACCGCAAACAUGCUUGCUCUGAUAAUAUUUAGUAUAAUUCUUGCAUCGACCACAGCGUCGGUCAUCCCUGCGUAUGGUUAUGGAACUGGAUGGGGAGAUUAUGGACACCACCACCAUCAUCACGUUCCUGUGGCCACCUCGUACAGUAGCGUGUGGAAGGUGGACCACAGCGUGCCUGUGGUAGUCAAGCCGGUGGUAGCUCCAGUUGUCAAGACCUACCCGAGCUACGGGUUUGCUGCCUGGGAUCACGACCUCCUUCAUCAUCACCAUCACGACCACCUUCCUUACGGGUACGGGCAUGAUCACCUUCAUCACCAUCUCGACCACUACGGUCACUACUGAUGCCAAAGAACUGAAUACCAAAUAAGAGUUACCAUUGUGUGUUCGUAAUGAUUUUCAAAAUAAAUUAUUUGAUAAUAAGUGA